AUGAAGAUAAAGGCACUGACCCGCGCCCCUCAGCAGCCUGCGGGCUCUGACGUCGCGAGGAAACCGAAGAAUGUCGAUCCAGCUCUGCAUCCCUUUGAGCGGGCGAGGGAGUACCAAAGGGCCCUCAAUGCAGUCAAGAUCGAGAGGAUGUUUGCCGCGCCUUUUAUAGCACAGCUUGGCAAAGGUCAUGUCGACUCGGUCUUCUCCAUGACAGUGGACCCUGAAUCCCUUUCAAGAGUCGCCUCCGGAAGCGCCGAUGGUGUUGUCAAGAUCUGGGAUUUGACAAGUCGAGAGGAAGUGUGGCACACGACGGCCCACGAAAACAUCGUGAAAGGCAUGUGCUUCACAAAGGACCAGAAACUCCUCACUUGCGCUUCCGACAAGACGAUCAAGUUCUUCUCACCCGACCAAGAUUCCGACUCUGCUCCUCUAUCAACCUGGCUUGGAAGCAACGCUUUCACAUCUCUGUCUCAUCACCGAUCCAAGAACUCGUUCGCUGCCGCUUCCAGCGUCAUCUCCGUCUAUGACCUUGAACGCCACUCCGCCGCGCCCGAAGUUUUGCGCUGGCCCACAUCUACAGACACCAUCAACUCGGUUGCGUUUAAUCAGGUGGAGCAGUCAAUACUCGGCUCUUGUGCCUCAGACCGUGGUAUCAUAUUAUACGACCUGCGAACUUCCAUGCCUCUGCAUAAGACUAUUUUGAAUUUUACCUGCAACAAAUUCGCAUGGAACCCUAUGGAGGCUUUCAACUUUGCCGUCGCUAGCGAGGACCACAACAUUUAUAUAUUUGACAUGCGCAAAAUUGAUCGAGCCCUGAAUGUACUGAAAGGUCAUGUGGCUGCUGUCAUGGAUGUACAAUUUUCACCCAACGGUGAAGAGCUUGUUUCUGGUUCGUAUGACCGCACUAUCAGACUCUGGAAGAGGGACAAGGGACAUUCCGCCGACAUAUAUCAUACGAAACGGAUGCAGCGUGUCUUUGCCUCUGCCUGGACUCCGGAUAACAAAUACGUUCUGAGCGGCUCUGACGAUGGUAACGUGCGGCUGUGGCGGGCUCGUGCCUCGCAGCGCGAGGGCAUCAAAUCUGCACGCCAGCGGCAGGCCGAAGAGUACAACCAAGCAGUGACGGCACGGUACGCUCACAUGCCCGAGAUCAGGCGAAUCAAGAACCACCGCCACGUCCCCAAGGUGAUUAAGAAGGCGGGUGAGAUCAAGAGCGAGGAGCUCAGGGCUAUCAAGAGGCGUGAGGAGAACGAGCGCAAGCACUCGAGCAAGAAAUUCGAGAAGCGAAAGGCGGAGAGAGAAAAGAUGAUCCUGGCCAAGGAAAAGUGA
This is a messenger RNA of Pyricularia pennisetigena, 1329 nucleotides long. RefSeq lists its product as uncharacterized. Bases 1 to 1329 code for a protein of 442 amino acids. The record is from RefSeq and is a predicted model, not a curated record. Gene Ontology annotation, molecular function: protein binding. The transcript is spliced from 7 exons. NCBI's taxonomy places the organism in Eukaryota, Fungi, Ascomycota, Sordariomycetes, Magnaporthales, Pyriculariaceae. Gene Ontology annotation, cellular component: nucleolus; small-subunit processome. Gene Ontology annotation, biological process: maturation of SSU-rRNA from tricistronic rRNA transcript (SSU-rRNA, 5.8S rRNA, LSU-rRNA).